Molecule: messenger RNA, 3904 nt
Organism: Cygnus olor (mute swan)
Lineage: Eukaryota; Metazoa; Chordata; Aves; Anseriformes; Anatidae
Gene: UCK1
Product: uridine-cytidine kinase 1
Exons: 7
Coding region: 33-890 (285 amino acids)
Cellular component (GO): cytoplasm; cytosol
Molecular function (GO): kinase activity; ATP binding
Source: RefSeq, a predicted model, not a curated record
CCCGGCGUGCCCCGCGCCCCGUCCCCCCCGCCAUGGCGUCUGCCGGUGGCGGCCUCGGGUCUGGGCCCGGCGGCGGCGCGGAGCCGGAGCCGGAGCCGGAGCGGCCGCACCCGAAGCCGUUCCUCAUCGGCGUCAGCGGCGGCACCGCCAGCGGCAAGUCCACAGUGUGCGAGAAGAUCAUGGAGCUGCUGGGGCAGAACGAGGUGGACCAGCGGCAGCGGCAGGUGGUGAUCCUCAGCCAGGACCGCUUCUACAAGGCGCUCAGCGCCGAGCAGAAGGCCAAGGCGCUCAAGGGCCAGUACAACUUCGACCACCCCGACGCUUUUGAUAAUGAUUUGAUGCACACAACCCUGAAAAAUAUUGUUGAAGGGAAGACAGUCGAGGUACCCACCUAUGACUUCGUGACCCAUUCUAGGCUGGCGGAGACGACUAUGGUUUAUCCUGCUGACGUCGUUCUCUUUGAGGGGAUCCUGGUUUUCUACAACCAAGACAUUCGGGACAUGUUCCAUCUCCGGCUCUUUGUGGACACAGACUCCGACGUCAGGCUGUCCCGCAGAGUUCUGCGAGAUAUGAAACGCGGGAGGGACCUUGAGCAGAUCCUCACUCAGUACACCACGUUCGUCAAACCUGCCUUUGAGGAGUUCUGUUUACCGACGAAGAAGUAUGCAGAUGUGAUCAUCCCCCGAGGAGUUGACAACAUGGUUGCUAUAAACCUCAUAGUGCAGCACAUUCAAGACAUCCUAAACGGAGACAUCUGCAAGUGGCAGCGAGGGGCAAUGAACGGCCACAGUCGGACCUACAAGCGCCCGUUCCCUGAGCAAGCAGAGAGCAGCAACGUGCUGGCAGCUGGCAAGCGGUCCCACCUGGAGUCCAGCAGCCGUCCGCACUAACCGGUCAGCCCGAAGGCUUUGCCUCUGGUCCACACCAGCACUGAAGACAACUUUGGGAAAGAAAGACUUCAACAAAGCGGUUGGUGAAGUGCCCUUUAAAUUAUCAUAGCAGCGGGGGGGGGGGGGGGCUGCUGCUGCGAAACUUCUUGCGGAGAGAAGAGGAAGGAGUUGGACUACUGCACCUCUCCGCUCAAAAACCCCUCCCCGUCUCCCUGAGAGAUCUGUUCUGUUACUCAGUGAACUGGCUAAAGGCAGUUCUGCCUGCCUUACUUUUUAAUUUUCAAAAUGGAAUCUAUUGCUGAAGCCUCAUGUGAAAGGUGAAUGCUUCCAGGUGUUUAGCAAGCUACCCCAUUCCCUGAUGCUGCUGUUUCUUAGCAGGAAGACAGUCUCUUUUUCCCAGACUAGAUCACACCCUCUUAAUUCAAACAAGCAGGUGCAGUCCUUACUCUUCUCCACCUUGCUUGGGACCUUGAGUUCUGGCACUGCUCUCCUGCUGGCCAACCUCCUUUGUAACCUGUAGUGGCUUGUGGGGGCAGGAACUCACCUGUGGGGUAAUCUCUCCCCCAGGAUAAAACAGAGCCAGUCUGGGACAAAUGGAGACUUACAGCUCAUUGAGAGGACAGGCCCAAGAAGUGCUGUGAUUCUCAUUCCUAAGUGAUACCUUCAGGGUAAGCUCCUGAACCUUGCUGCGCUGUAUGCAGAGGUUUCAAUUUUUGUACCCUUGAAUGUUAGUGAACGUAUGAGCUCCAACUGGAUUGAGUUGCUCAUGGAAACAGAAACCUGACCUUGUCAGUAUUAGUGUCGUUUAGGGCAUUUCUGUACUGCUGGUUGCAGAUUCUGCUGGGCGGAAUCCGUCCGCUUCCAGAGCUGGGUGGUAAAAUUGGCAAGGGGGAAAGCUGUGAAUUGCAGGACCCUCCUUCUGAUGGCACAACAGCUGGCUGGACAUGUUUUUACCGUCAUAUACAGUCACGGUGACUAAACUCACGAAUGUUCUGGUUUUCUAACAACACAAACAAAAAAAAACCACCACUACCAUCAACAUAAAUCAGACAAGAAGCUGGUGGCGUAAACACUGACAGCCAAGUUUCUGCAGUUUACCCCCAAAUAAGUGAUACUGCAGCAAUACAAAGUUUCGGGAAAAAAAAUCUGAAAUGAAGUUGGGCCAUUGAAAAUGUCCUUGUUGUAUCCUUCUCGAAUCUGUACUUAGAGUAAUUUUAAAAAUGGGUUGAGGGGAAAAUGUUAGGAAAAGGAAUUUUUUUCAUAUUUGAUUAUAGUUUUUUCUAAACCAGAGUCUGGCUGUAUUGUUUGUGGAUGUGUUACUUUGGCUAAUAAAGAAAUGAAUAAACAGUGAACAGCAAUGACCAUUUUAUAUAAAAAGUGUUACUGUGCUACAGCAGCAAUGUACAAAAAGGAACACCUCUGGAGAUGCUAUUACACUCAACAGUUCUUUCUCACAUUGACUCAAUUAUUAUAGUUCUGUAUUGGCUGAAGCUUUAGAGAAAAAAAACAAGAACUGCAGUCAGUAUGUCCUGGUGUUGUCAACGCUGGAUGUCAGUAAAGGUUGGUUAUCUAGUGAGCACCACACUUCAGCAUUACAAAAAUUGAAUGCUCAAGAGAUGGCUAUUUCCUAAUGGCUACUGGAUGCUGUUUAGGUCAGAGUGACAGUUAGAGCAUGAGAUGCUGCACUGAAGCACUAGCUAUUAGUGCAGCUGUAAGUAGGCACUAAAUCUGCAAAUGACAGGUGUUCGAUCAUAACUUCUUCAUGGGGAGAAGAUCAAGGCAGCCUUGAACAGCAUCUAUUAGGGCAGCAAUAGGGCAGUAAGGAACUCUACAGUAAAAAGCACCCUGGUCUGUCUAGGACUGAUGUUCUUGGUCAGCUUUGAUCGCGAGUGCAAGAGCCUGUUGCUGCAGCCAAAAAAAAAAAAAAACCAAACUCCACAACUGUGGCAACAGUACCGUGUCUCUCAGUGAAUGCAUGUACAGGUACAUGCUGUUACAUGCCCCCCCCAUGAAAAGCCACCCCACAGUCCUUAAUUUGCACUUUCUGCUACUUUAUGAAUUCCCCUGCUGCUGCAAGUUAGGGCGUGGGCUGAGUUACUUACAUCGUUUUACCCUGAACACAUGCACACGUUAGAGCAGGUUUCCUGCAUGAUUAGUUUACCUUGCUCAGAGUUCUUCUCCCAGUGAGAUCUGAGGUGUAACCCUGUAUCUCAGAACAAAUACGCUGCUGCUGCUAAUAGCAGGCCAUAGGUGUUAAUAAAGGGCUGCAAGGCCUCUGGAUAUAUUUGGCUUUGUCUGACUUCGUGGCUUGCCCUGGAACCUUGCUUUAGCUUGUUUAGCUUUAACAGCAAUUUUCUAAUGCCCAAUUUAUCUUACUUCUGCUUAACAGUAUAAAAAUGAUGGUUAUGCUGCAUGAUUAUACAUAGAGAAAGUUAACACGUUCUCUGCAAAAACGACCUAUUUAUAAUCUUACCUUAGUUCUUAGUUUAGAGAAAUGUAUCAUCAUGCAGCUGAGAGCAAAGGCACUGAAAGUGGGGGCACAGAAUAUGCAGUAGAAGAAUACAGGCAUGGUACGAUGCUGAAGAAUGUAGCACUUACUUACUUAUUACUGAUAGUUAAAAAUGUGAACUUCGGAGCUGGCAAAACCCAGGAGUAACAAAGAGAACAGAAAAGUACCCAACGUGAUGAGGAGUGGCUGGUUAUAGGGACUUCUGUUGCAACAACGAAAUGCAGACCAAAGUGUAUUGGUGGUGGGAAACAUACAAAAUGGCCCCAAGUGCAACACAGAGCAAGAAACCAUCACCAUACUCCCAGAAAAGAGGAAAACCCCUUACAAUGCACUUUUCUCAGCAAAGGAUCUGGGAUAGUGAUAACUUGCUGUUGAUUGAAAUCCACACCCUUCAGACACAGAGGGAUGGGGGGAAGGGAGAGCUACUGUCUGUAAUAGUAUUCUUUAAUAAAAGAUUUUUUUUCUAAUUAGAUGCAGACUACUAGCAAUUAUUUGACCAGCCUUU